UAAUCCGACGAAUACAAAUAAAUUAAAGAUAUAGCUUUAUUAUUAGAAGAAUAAUCAUAAUCUAAUAUAACUGAAACAAGUAAAGAUUUUACAGGAGAAUGGUAUCCAUAUUUAAAUAAACUGUAUGAGUUUUUUAAAUUAUAUAAAGUAAAAAAUAUUAUUUAUUAAAUAUAUAUAAUUUAAUUAUAUAUAAGUUAAAAACAGGAAAAAUAAAAGAAUUUAAACACGAAUAAAUUAGAAGUACAUUUUUUGCUUAAAAAGACGAAGAAAAUAUUUAAUAUUAAAUAGAUGGUUUUUAUUGUGGUGUCGUACGAGAACAUUAAGAUAAUAGUUAUCAUUGCAGACAUAAAUUUAUAAAAAUAAUGAAUUAUAUAAAAGAAAUUGAUGAUUUAUAACCUGAUACAUUAUAAGUUUAAAAAAAAGCUGUAAUAGUACUUAUGAAAGAAUUCAUUUCUUUUUUUACUAAACAUGUUAAAAAUGAUCAUGAUUUAAUAUAUAAUAAAUAUUUAGCUAUGGUUUUAUAACCUUUAGUUAAUUUAAUAGAUAUAAAUAACUAAUAAUAAAAAAUUUAAUAUAACUUUUGUACCAAAAGUUGAAAAAGAAGUUAGAGAUUUUAUCCAUCGUAUAAUUAUUGAUAAAUAUACAGAUUAUUUAUAAGAUAUAUUUCGUAUAUUAUGGGAAGUAAAUAAUAUAUAUAUAUAUAUUAUUUUUUUUAAUUUAUUUAGGAAUACCCUUAACCUUUAAUUCCAAUUUUACCAGAUUGUCAUAGAUUAUUUUAUAAAUUAUAACUGUUUUAUAAGUAAGAAAAUAAAGCUGAAAGUAUUUAUUUGAAUCCUUUACAUAGUUGUUUUGGGGAUAUGUCUAAAACAUUAAUUAAUUUGUAGAUUUAUGGUAUUAAUUAUUGGAAAACUCCCUUAAAUUAAAAUAUUUAGCUUAUGGAAGAUAUCACUAAACUGAUUAAUGCUGAAAUGAUUGCAGAAAAUUACUUGGAAAUCCAUUAAAAAGGGAUUAGUUUAAUUUUUUUUUCGAAGUCGUUGGUUUAAUAUAUGAAAGUGAUGAGAAGAUCAGGGAGAACUUGUUAUAAAAAGACGAAAAUAUUACCACAAAGGCAAUUCCCUUACUUGUUAUUUUUAAGCAAAUUCAAAAAAUGCAUAAAUGGAAAUUAUAAAAGAAAGAAAGGGAGGAAAAAUUAAGAAUUUAGAGUGAAAAAUUAUCUAUUUUGAGCCAAUUAAGGGCCGAACAACAUGCUAAUUCACCUUUAAAAAAACGAGAAGAAGAAAAAAAGAUAUGGUUGGAAUAAUAAGCACUUUUGGAUAAUUAGAAAAAAAUAGAAGUUGUGUCUCCAACAAAAGGAAAAAAAGGUUAAAAAAGUCUACCACCAAAAAAAACGGAAAAAAAAAAAGAAGAAAAAAAAGCAGACAAAAAAAAAAUUGAUUCCAAAAAAGGUGGAAAAGAUGAUAAAAAUAAAAAAAAAUAAGAUGAAUAAACUAAGGAACCUCCAAAAAAAAAGAAAUAUAUAUAUAACCAGAAGAAUUGAAAGAAUUAUAAGGCGAUGAAAGUAUAUAUGGAAGAUAUUGGCUUUUAGAAAAUUUACUUGAUUAAAAAGAAAAAGAUUUAUUUGAAGAAUGUGUAGAAAUGCUAAGACAUAUAAACGAGGCUGUUUAAUAAGAUAUAUAAGACUA
Messenger RNA from Ichthyophthirius multifiliis, 1682 nucleotides. RefSeq lists its product as hypothetical. The record is from RefSeq and is a predicted model, not a curated record. NCBI's taxonomy places the organism in Eukaryota, Ciliophora, Oligohymenophorea, Hymenostomatida. The transcript has 3 exons.